GGCGUGGACCUCAUGUAGAAAUGACAACAAUGGAAGGGGCCAGCGGGUCAAGUUUUGGAAUAGAUACGAUUUUGUCCAGUGCCAGUUCGGGCAGCCCCGGCAUGAUGAAUGGAGAUUUCCGUCCGCUCGGCGAGGCCAGGACCACGGAUUUUAGGAGUCAGGCCACCCCGUCCCCCUGCUCGGAGAUUGAUACCGUAGGAACGGCGCCUUCUUCUCCAAUCUCGGUCACGAUGGAGCCCCCGGAGCCACAUCUGGUAGCAGACGGGCCCGAGCACCACCACCACCUCCACCACAGCCAGCAGCCGCCGCCUCCAGCCGCGGCUCCGACGCAAAGUUUGCAGCCUUCGCCCCAACAACAGCUGCCGCAGCAGCAGCAGCCGCCGCCGCCUGCCCAGCAGCUGGGCUCGGCAGCCUCGGCCCCCAGGACUUCCACCUCUUCUUUUUUAAUUAAGGACAUCUUGGGCGACAGCAAACCUUUGGCGGCGUGUGCACCCUACAGUACCAGCGUCUCCUCUCCCCAUCACACCCCGAAGCAAGAGACAAACGCAGUGCACGAGAGCUUCAGGCCAAAGCUGGAGCAGGAGGAGAGCAAAACCAAACUCGACAAGCGGGAAGAUUCCCAGAGCGACAUCAAAUGCCAUGGAACAAAGGAAGAAGGAGACCGGGAGAUUACCAGUAGCCGAGAGAGUCCCCCUGUGAGAGCCAAGAAGCCUCGCAAAGCCAGGACGGCUUUCUCAGACCACCAGCUCAAUCAACUGGAGCGUAGCUUUGAGCGGCAAAAGUACCUGAGCGUGCAGGAUCGCAUGGAUUUGGCUGCUGCACUCAACCUCACUGACACCCAGGUCAAGACCUGGUACCAGAACCGCAGAACCAAGUGGAAAAGGCAGACUGCGGUGGGCCUGGAGCUGUUAGCCGAGGCAGGGAACUACUCGGCGCUGCAGAGGAUGUUUCCGUCGCCUUAUUUCUACCACCCAAGCCUGCUGGGCAGCAUGGACAGUACCACCGCGGCAGCGGCCGCCGCUGCCAUGUACAGCAGCAUGUACCGGACUCCUCCGGCGCCCCAUCCCCAGCUGCAGCGGCCCCUCGUACCCCGCGUGCUCAUCCACGGCCUGGGACCCGGGGGGCAGCCGGCCCUGAAUCCUUUGUCUAAUCCCAUCCCGGGCACCCCGCACCCCCGGUGA
Molecule: messenger RNA, 1181 nt
Organism: Choloepus didactylus (southern two-toed sloth)
Lineage: Eukaryota; Metazoa; Chordata; Mammalia; Pilosa; Megalonychidae
Gene: BARHL2
Product: BarH like homeobox 2
Exons: 3
Coding region: 21-1181 (386 amino acids)
Biological process (GO): regulation of transcription by RNA polymerase II
Cellular component (GO): nucleus
Molecular function (GO): RNA polymerase II transcription regulatory region sequence-specific DNA binding; DNA-binding transcription factor activity, RNA polymerase II-specific
Source: RefSeq, a predicted model, not a curated record